AUGAAGGCAUGGAGGUUAAGAUGGAUGGGGCAUAUAGCUUGUAGUAAUCUAUCUGGAAGUCUCUACGUAACAAUGAAUGCCUCAAUAGAAGGCAAAAGACCAUGUGGAAGGCCAAAAAGCAGAUAGAUAGAUAACAUCAACAAAGAGGUUACAGAGCUGCGUGCAGAAAACUGGAAAGAAAUAGCGCAAAACAGGUAGUAGAGGAGCAGGCUUAUUACGGUAGCAAAAGAUCUACAAUGUCUGUUA
Molecule: messenger RNA, 246 nt
Organism: Nezara viridula (southern green stink bug)
Lineage: Eukaryota; Metazoa; Arthropoda; Insecta; Hemiptera; Pentatomidae
Source: the annotation of a GenBank genome assembly